This is a messenger RNA of Austrofundulus limnaeus, 4468 nucleotides long. RefSeq names its product carnitine palmitoyltransferase 1Ab (liver) (gene cpt1ab). Bases 164 to 2491 code for a protein of 775 amino acids. Gene Ontology annotation, molecular function: carnitine O-palmitoyltransferase activity. The transcript has 19 exons. The record is from RefSeq and is a predicted model, not a curated record. NCBI's taxonomy places the organism in Eukaryota, Metazoa, Chordata, Actinopteri, Cyprinodontiformes, Rivulidae. Gene Ontology annotation, cellular component: mitochondrion. Gene Ontology annotation, biological process: carnitine metabolic process; fatty acid metabolic process.
AAGGCCUUGUAUACAAGUCUGCGCUCCCAUUCAUGCAACAUUAGCAGCUUGCGCAGACAUACACAGACGAGCCGCAUCUUUCUUAAAAUACCGAAAGAGCCGCUGCCGCCCACAACUGAAAGAAAAGAGAUAAAAGCGUCGGGACUGCGCGUCAGUAGCCACCAUGGCAGAAGCUCACCAGGCGGUGGCCUUUCAGUUCACAGUCACCCCUGAUGGCAUCGACCUACAUUUGUGCCACGAAGCCCUACGGCAGGUCUACCUCUCUGGUCUCCACUCCUGGAAGAAAAGGUUCAUCCGCUUUAAGAAUGGGGUGAUGACUGGUGUAUACCCUGGCAGCCCGGCUGGCUUCAUGAUAGUGGUUGUGUCCUACAUGUCGUACAAUAAAUAUAAACAGCUGGAUCCUUCUCUGGGGCUGAUCGCCAAACUGGGUCAACACGUCCCCAUCAGCCGAUAUAUGUCCACAGACAGCCAGAGGAUAGUUGGAGGUGUUCUGGUGGGCACGGGCCUCUGGGUCACCAUCAUAAUGAUCAUGAGGAACGUCCUAAAGAGCCUGCUGUCGUGGCACGGCUGGAUGCAGUCUCGUCACGGCUCUCUUCCCUUGUCCACGCGCAUGUGGCUGAUACUGGUGAAGAUAUUCUCUGGCAGGAAGCCWAUGCUCUACAGUUUCCAGAACUCCCUGCCUCGACUACCCGUUCCCUCUGUCAAGGACACCUGCAAAAGGUACCUUGAGUCGGUGCGCCCACUCAUGGAGGAUGAGAAGUUUGAAAGGAUGACAGCUUUAUCUAAAGACUUUGAGAAGAAUCUGGGACCCAGACUACAGUGGUACCUCAAACUCAAGUCCUGGUGGGCAUCCAACUAUGUUAGUGACUGGUGGGAAGAAUAUAUUUACCUGAGAGGCCGCGGACCCAUCAUGGUCAACAGCAACUAUUAUGCCAUGGACUUUUUGUACGUGUUCCCCACGUCCAUCCAGGCUGCCCGGGCAGGUAAUGCCAGUCAUGCCAUCAUGCUGUACAGGAGAAAACUGGACCGAGCUCAGAUCAAACCAAUAUACUUGCUGGAGAACAAGGUACCUCUGUGUUCUGCUCAGUGGGAGCGAAUGUUUAACACUUCCCGCAUCCCUGGUGUGGAGACAGACUCAAUCCAGCACGUGAAUGAGAGCAAACACAUCGUCGUGUACCAUAAGGGCCGUUUCUUCAAGGUGUGGAUGUUUUACGACGGACGGCUGCUCUUGCCACGGGAGAUAGAGCAGCAGAUGGAGCGGAUCUUGGCCGAUAAGUCUGAGCCGCUCCCCGGAGAGGAGAAACUAGCAGCACUUACUGCCGGAGAAAGGACUCCUUGGGCAACCGCCCGCAACACAUACUUCAGCCGUGGUAAGAACAAACARUCUCUGGACGCCAUAGAGAAGGCUGCCUUUGUCUUAACCCUUGAUGACACCGAGCAGCGUUACGAUUCAACCAACCAAGUCAAGUCUCUGGACAGUUACGCCAAGUCCCUCCUCCAUGGAAAGUGCUACGACAGGUGGUUUGAUAAGUCCUUUAACCUGAUCAUUUACAAAAAUGGCACCAUGGGACUGAACGCAGAACACUCCUGGGCAGAUGCUCCAAUUGUUGGCCACCUGUGGGAGCACGUACUUUCCAUGGAUCCUGUUAAACUGGGAUACGCUGAGGACGGACACUGCCGUGGGAAGCCUCACCCCAACCUGCCUGGUCCUCAAAGACUGCAGUGGGACAUUCCUGCUGAAUGCCAGGAGGUCAUAGAGGGAUCGUUGACAGUAGCCAGGGCUCUGGCAGAUGAUGUGGACUGUCACAUCAUCCCCUUUGAUGACUUCGGAAAGGGGCUGAUUAAGAAGUGUCGCACCAGUCCAGAUGCCUUCAUUCAGAUCGCCCUGCAGCUGGCCCAUUACAGAGACAAAGGGAAGUUCUGUCUGACAUACGAAGCCUCCAUGACCCGCUUGUUCCGUGAGGGUCGAACAGAAACGGUGCGCUCCUGCACCAUGGAGGCUUGUGACUUUGUCCGUGCCAUGGUCAGAAACGAGACCAGAGAGGAGUGCCUCAGGUUGCUUAAAAUAGCAGCAGAGAAACACCAAAACAUGUACCGCCUGGCAAUGACAGGACAAGGCAUCGAUCGCCACCUUUUCUGUCUCUAUGUGGUCUCCAAAUACCUGGGAGAGGACUCCCCAUUCCUCAAGGAGGUUCUGUCUGAGCCGUGGAGGCUGUCCACCAGCCAGACUCCUCUGCAGCAGGUGGAGCUGUUUGAUCUGCUCAGACACCCAGAGUUGGUGUCCUCCGGAGGUGGAUUUGGUCCAGUGGCUGACGACGGUUAUGGCGUCUCCUACAUCAUUCUUGGCGACAGCCUCAUCAACUUCCACAUCUCCAGCAAAUACUCGAGUCCAGAAACUGACUCGCGACGUUUUGGAAACAACAUCAGACAGGCCAUGCUGGACAUCCUAAGUCUUUUCCAGCUCGAUAAGAAAAACAACGAUACCAAGUGAUGAACCUCCUUAUCAGUGAAGAAAACACAAAUUAUUGUUUUAGCAAAACAGAUUUUCUUCCUGAAACUUGUACAGAAUCACCUAAUCAGUUUUGGAUUAAUUUUAAGUUAAUUAAUGUUACAUAAGGAAGGUAUUUGGGAGAGGAAACAUCGCCGUCAUCAUGCUUGUAAAGUUAUAGUGUGUACUGUAUCUGUAAGAAAGGUCAGGCUCUAGCACAGGUAGURCACAGAUCAAAAUAUUUAUUUGUAAAACUGUACUUACUGGUGCCUUGGUGACCUGCUAAUGUAAAGAAGAGUGGGAAAGGUGAAAGAUGUAAAGGUUUAAAAAGCAUCAUCUGAUAUUUAGUUGUGUUUUUAAGUUGUACGAUGGUGCAAUAUGUUCAUUAGUUGUCAUCAUUUACUUUAUGCCAUGAAGUUUCCUCUUUAGUUGCAGCUCUCGCUAAAACGGCAAACUUGAAGUUUAAGUUUUGGGUUGCAUGGUGUUCAUGCAUCUGUAAUAACAAAUUCUGAACAUUUAACUUUUAUUUGAAGUGUGACCUUGUAUCUGUGCGACUGAACACAACACAACACGCAGCUGGUGCCACUGUCUAAUCUCCAUUGCCUUUCCGACUCGACCGUGUUAGCAGGCUGUUCAGGUUCAGCUGCUGUGGUUUGAUGUUGCCGUGAGGGCAGGUGAUGCUUGGGUGUGUCUGGUUUUCACGCUCAGGCUUUGCUCAGUCUGUUUUCAAAGUGCUGACGAGAGCUCKGAACCAUUAAUGCUUGUUAGAGUUCAACUUGCAGUUGCAAUAGUAUUGAAUAUUGGAAUAACUGUCAGUGCUGAAGCCACAUUUUUCUCACCUCUGUUUUUCAACUCARCAUUUGAGCAUUUUGACCGCUAUCAUCUAAAUGAGCUGAAGGCCUUUAGGUCAGWUGGGGUCCUUUUUGAUAUUGCAAUGACAAUAAUUGUUUAUGCCGUGCAGCUGUGGUGCUGAUGCUGGUGUGCUGCAGUAGAAGCUGAAACGCACCACUGUGCUUGACUUGGUUGUAUUAAUAUAAACGAAGCAAAUUUAACUUUCGUUGUCCAAAAUCAAGCCCAAACUAUUGUUUUGGGAGKUUUUUUKKUUUUUUUUGGGAGCCGUCGAGUAUUUUUGGAGAGGGAUUUUGCGCACAGCUGUCACACUGUGAGUCACAGUGGAAGACAAAUGAAAAAACACAAUUCUGGCGUGUAUUUAAAAUGUUUGGUCAGUCAAGUGUCCCAAUCAUUUACAUGGUGGAGCGGAAUAGAAAAAUUGUAGUGCAGUUUGCGGCUGUGGCUUCAGCUUCUGUGUGCUGGGCCUGUGUCUAAUAAUACGUUGGUCGAAGGGCCAAGCUGAAGUUUUCAUGACUGUAGGAUGGAAAUGUGACUGUGUGGCCAACUGUUAUAAAACUGUUAUUGUGUUCUUUAUAAUCAGCCUUAUAGUUCAGAGUUAUCAAACUCAAUGAUUAAAAUAAACUAAACCUUACGUUUUUUUUGUUUUUUUUUCAGGGGGUGAUGGUUCAGAAUCAUUGACUUGUUUAUUUUGUUAGAGCUGUAGUUUUAUUUUAUGUUUUAAAGAAACUCAAAAGGCAGUUAUAGUUCUGGUUUGUCCUGAACUGGAAUGAGUUUUUAUGUAUAUCUUGUCAUUUCAUUCUGUUUUAUUUGACUGAGUUUUAACCUCCUAAAUGCAUACUUACCUGCUGAAUGUGGCAAACAAUGAGCACUAAGUUAAAGGUAAAUGUACACACAAGGACUCUUUUUUUUUUUUUUUUGACAUUUUGAUGAUCAAACGUUGCCAGUAUGUAUGUGGUGGUAGUUGUUGGACAGUAGAUCUCAUGUUUACACUGCUGCAUGUCUUUUUGAAGAUGAAGUUGUACAUUUUCACCUUUUAAUUUAAAAUUGAGUAAAAAAAAGAAAAAAAAAGACAAGCAGCUGAUAUACCAAACAAAGUUUUAACAAUAAAGUGAAUGUCUGCCAGCUGGA